Purpureocillium lilacinum is the source of this 897-nucleotide messenger RNA. RefSeq lists its product as uncharacterized. Gene Ontology annotation, biological process: endoplasmic reticulum to Golgi vesicle-mediated transport. The record is from RefSeq and is a predicted model, not a curated record. Gene Ontology annotation, cellular component: trans-Golgi network; membrane. Lineage: Eukaryota; Fungi; Ascomycota; Sordariomycetes; Hypocreales; Ophiocordycipitaceae.
AUGGCCUCCUCCAGUGCAAGAGGAAACUACAGCCACCCGUCACUAGAGGACGAUGACUUGAUCGACCCUGAUGAUGCUGAUCUCAACGACUUCGAUGACCCCCUCGGGAACCAGUCCUCUCGUCAACCGCUGGCAGGAAACAUCGGCUCCAGCUCCUCGUCUCGACCACUCAACGAGAAUUACCUGACGUCGUCAAUUCCGGGCGAGGAUCGUCGAGCACCGCAGAAUACCAUCGAUGAGACGGUCUGGGAGACGCUGCGUCGCGACUUGCUUGCCGUCUGGGCCAAGCUGAGAGAGGUCCUGUACCCCCGAUACUUGCUAGGGGGGACAAUGUUCGAUUCCGAAGGUGGCCUUCGCGGCGCCUACUCCAACCUCCGCGGUGCUGGCAUAUCAGGCACGAGGGAGGAGCUGACUGGCCUUGCCAGCCGCGUCAUGGACGCCGAGGCUCUCCUGCAGAGCAACAUGAGCCCAGGCCUGCGGGACUGGGACUUGUGGGGGCCGCUCAUUUUCUGCCUGCUUCUCAGCCUGCUCCUCAGCUUCACUGCCCGCGCCGACCAGAAAGACGCCGUGUUCAGCGGUGUUUUUGCCAUGAUUUGGCUGGGAGAGGCCGUCGUCACGCUUCAGAUCAAGCUCUUGGGCGGCAACAUCUCCUUUGCCCAGAGCGUUUGCAUCAUCGGCUACACCCUGUUUCCGCUGGUGCUGGCUGCUCUCAUGUCGGCCCUCAAGCUUCACUGGAUUGCGCGCAUCCCGGUCUAUCUGGUGCUCAUCUCUUGGUCUCUCGCGGCCGGCGUGAGCAUCCUCGGCGGAAGCGGCGUUGUCAAGAAUCGCGUUGCAAUCGCCGUCUAUCCGCUGCUCGUCUUCUACUUGGGACUGGGCUGCCUGUGCUUCAUCAGCUGA